AUGGUGGACUUGCGACGCGCCUACCGCACUAACCCCGCCGCCGCCGCCUCCUCCUCCUCCUCCUCCUCCUGGGUCCGGUGCAUGACAGCGCCCAGAAGACUGGAGCCGGGAGAGGACGCAGGUUGUUAAUACGACGAAAAGCCGUGUCAGUGUGCACCAUCGCACUCCCCGGUCCACAACGCACAGUGACCAGGGGUUUCUACACCAAGACAAGCGGGGGCGGCCAGGAUCCCACUUGGCGCCCUGUGAGCCCGCACCUGGGCUCGUCACCACAUCCUGAAUAUUGGCAUUUGUCAUGGGAGCGCAUUUAUUAUAACGCCUGCCGGACCCCGAUAUAGCCCCCUAGUUGGUCUGGCGUACUUACUGCGUGGCCCAUUUGAGGGGGAAAUUUGCCUCUACCCUCCUUAAAGCAUAAUUACUGAAAUCACUUUCCAAAUUGUUCCGACUGCUGUAAGUAUCUUGGACGAAAAUAUAUAUAACAUCAUAGCCAAACGCAAACGCUUUCUCAUCCGGCUCUUGACGCGUUUCGAUAGCCACAGAAAAAUAGUAUACUCUAAAGAUCUGCCGAAGAUAUAGGAUGCCCUCCAACUUAAAUCACUUACUAAUUCCCCAAAGACUUAGCUAUUUCCAAAGAGACCAUGAUUCACCGCACCCAACUAACCAUCUAGUGACAUUCAUUUCUGACUUGGACCUUAUAAAAUGUUAACAGUCUGGGCUCACAAGGAACGGUUUCGUAACCUCCUAAGUCUAUCCACAUACAUAUGUAUUAAUUGGAAGACAAGAAUCCCAAGAAAUGUAAUUUGAAGAUAGUAGGCUCUUUGGGAAAAAGACAAAUUUAUUAGUGGAUUUUCGAUGCUGGUUCCCCGUCUCGUCGUGAUAUUUGCGAAAAUGUGUAAAAAGAGUCAGCAUUUCAAACAUGGUCAAGAAACAACACUUCGCAGUCAUCUCUGCCAGCAAGUGUCCGCCGCAUACGUUAUUGUGUAUUGAUUGGUUCCAAUCUCUUACACUUCUACAUAAGGUUUGGCACAUGGCACCUAGCUCAGUAUGUCGAUUAAUGCAAGAUUCAUCCGAGCACACGGAUUCAAGAAAUUAUCGGUAGUUUUUGGUAAGGCAGUUGCCGACGAUGCGAGUCUCGUCCCUUAUAAAUUAUGUCCAGUAUCUACUACGUGCAUGGCUACCUGAGAUACGCGGUCGUACCUCUUAACAGCUACCUGAUGUUCGUGGAUGCGUGUGAAGACAGACUUUCAAGUUCAGCCAAAACAUACGGAAGCUCAUGCUUCACAUGCGAUCUUGUAGACGACUUCCUUCCUUUUCAGAUAGUCAACCCUAUACAUAGGGCGUACCAGCUGACUGUAUAAUGUAGUUGCCGGUAUGUACGCCACUUGCAUCUGUUGUUUUUUCAGGUGUCUUUCAACGAGUUCAGACACAUUUUUAAUUUAGGGGAGGGUUGGCCAAGUAUUUGCAUUGGGCGCCUGCUUGAAACUAACUGGUUCCUUUUCUCUGGAUUCUUGUUUUCUCAUACAUCGACAUGCAAAAUCUCUAAGGCAACCAUCUCAGGAAAGUAAUUCAAAAGGAUAAUUUAGUUCUAUUUGGUAGUUUUCUUCGUCGGAACAGUGUGUUUUUGAUCGUUAAAGAAAGCUGCUGAGAGUGUGUGAUUAUUUGCCUUGCUAAAAACACAAAUAAAGGCCCAGACACGUGUGUUUCGCCGAUCUUGUGCCGCUACCUGGCUCAUCAGUGGGUCCCUUAGCUUUCUGCGUGUUUUUUCUGGUAUAUAAACUCUAGUUUCACCUUACCUUGUUUAAUUUCCGAGGAAAUUAAUGUUCGAGCCUAGACUAGAUCCUUCGGAACAGACCUUUCCCGAAAACACAUGGAAAAGCUGGAAAAUUCACUGAUGAACCGAACGUCUCGCAGCUGCGUCUGGCAGCGGCACAAGAUCGGCAAAACACGCUAGUGUGAACUUUUACCUGUGUUGUCACACGGUAAAUAAUUACACAAUUUUGCACUUCUGGCUGCCUGUUGGCGGUUUGUGAAUAUUACACGGUUAUUACGCAGUAGCUGAUGGCUUUAAGCUCAAAUGUUCAUACCAAAUUUCGAACCGUUCCUGAAAAGGUCUGUUCCGGAGGAUUAACUCCAAGUUCGCGCAUUAAUAUCUUGCCUUUCCCAAAGAACCUACUAUCUUAAAUAUAUAUAUAUAUAUAUAUUGCAAAAUUUUUGUCCGGCAAGUAGAGAUGAUUUUUAUAUGCAGACGUUUGGAAAAAUAAAUACAAUAAUGGAAGGCUGCAGGGUACGCUAACAAUUGUUUUUCAGAAGGUCACGCAACUAGACAUCCCACCUGCCAAGAGAAUAAAGAGCGCUAAACCGCAGUUCACGUUGCUUGCACCGGUAACCACUGGUAAUGACCUUAAGAACAUAAUUGUUGAAGCAGUGUCAUGAACUCGAGGGAAUUAGUCCACUGAAUAUCCACUUCCAGUGGCUUGCAAGACAUCCGUGUUUCAUCCUUAACAUUCAGGUAAUUUAAAGUGUCCGUUUUGUGAGUGGAAACAAAACAGCGAUUUACACUACGAACCUUUUAACCAUAAGACGAUCGUUUAAGUAACCGUCCACGUAAGGCCAGAAUUGGGGCUGAAUUUCAUUUGAUGAGUAGGUAAUACAAAGGUGUUUUGGCAAAUUUCAAACAAUUCACUUUGACCCAAAUGUGUAAAACUAGGCGUCAAAACACAUCUGAAGUACGUGAGCCUGGUAGUCAUCUGGUGGAUUCUAGGUGUAUUACUUAGGAAAUCCUGCUCGGGCAGUCAGUCUGCUGUAUCAGAUUUGAUGGUACCAGACGUUGCAAUAAGUUGGGCUUUUGGCUAGUUCCUGUGCUGUUAAUAUGGUAUCACCUUACCCUUGAAUUUUGAAGGUUGUUACAUGCACGUAGUUACGCCUUCAUAAACCCGACAGAACUGCCCAAAUGUGUCAAAUGAUGACGUUAACGUCGAAGGAAGUAUACAACUGAGAUGCAUCAUCAGUGCUCAAGUACCGAUUCCCCGGUGGUAUUUCAUGCCUAAAUAAAGGAGCUGUAGGCUUUAACCAAAGCAGCACGCCCCAGCAUAUAAUGAACCACCAUUUAUACUUGCUUAUAUAGGGCGUAAAUAUCCAUUUUUUGGGCAAGCUGAGACCAUUUAGAUCGCUAUAAAAAUAAAGGAUUCCGCCUUAAGAUAAAGAUUUUGGAUGAGGAACUUCCGUUUUGUGUGAAAAAGAUUUGGUUGCAUUCAAAUUCCGCCAGAAAGGUAACCAAGAUCCCGGCAGGAACUUUCCGAGCAUGGACCCACAAAAUUAUAAACUUUGGGUUUUCCGGCCAUGAAAUUCCCCAGCCCAUGACACCUAAUUGGUCUUCGGGUUAACUGCAAAUAAGAGCCCACUUGCUAUACAGAACUUUCAAUCACUCCCCGUUCGAACCAUCCCUCAUAGCACCUUUUGAGGACCUGAGAAUGCUGGACGAAAGCGACCGUAAGAAGCUCAAGAAAAUUAAAAAAACUGUAAAAAUCAACGGCUGGCUCAUCUUCAUUCUGUUCUCCGUGCAAACUGGUUUCAUUGUUGGCGGUGUCGUCUCUCUCAUCAGCGGUCUCAGUGCAAUUCCCCGAGAGUGAGUUAGAUUUUUUUAUUGAAAAAAAUCACUUCCUUGUCCAGACAGAGUAAGAUUAAAUCUAAGCUGCCAGAAUGACAAGUAAAGUAGUUAUGCUAUUUCAUGAAAAGUGUUUUCGGUUACAAAAGAUCACUUAACUAUGGUUCUGAUAUUAAUUGUCUUUUCGCAUAUUGUCAAGAUAUUUCAGUCAUUUUAUGAUGCCAGUUAUCGAAUGAGCUUCUUUUCGACCGCUCACAUAAGCUAUAUUCUGCAAAAUUAACUAAUUAAGAAAACUGGAGUUUUUCAUUUAUUUUUGGUGACCUUAUGAAUUUAAAUAUAUUUUAUAGAAAAAAUGCACGUACAUAUUCGCUCUUUACUCAUUGGGUAAUAUUUCUUGUCUUUUCCGAACUGCAUUACUAUUAACGAGUAUAUUUGGGCUUUAAAAAGUUUUUUUUUAAUUCCUGAAAAUUUUUAACUCGACUUGCCAUUACAAUUGUAUUAAAAGUUUAAGAAUUACAAGCCGCAUACUUUUCGCGCGGCGAAAAUCAUACAUUUCUAUAUGUCAUCAUGAAGAGGAAAUAUAGUGCUCACACAAUUUAUAGUAGAUACAAACUCUGUUGUCUGCUUCAUAUGAAGCAUAACUAAAUGUGCUGGCGGAUGCCAUACUGGUUAACAUUUGCGGUCUUAAAAAUCUUACAAUUAGACUUUUUAAAAAUCAAAAGAUGUCCCUCCUUCAAAUAUAAAAUUUAAAGAAGACGUAAUUGUCCACCAAAGGAAUAAAAGAAAGCAUUUUUACGCAUGUCACCUAUAUAUAAGUUUAAAUGUGCAUCGAAAAUCAAUGAGAAUAUUCCAUAUUAUUGAAGUAGUAGUUUUUUACAUGAAGCUGUUCACGCAGGCGGUCAAUAAAAAACUCAUCCAAGAAACGAUACCCUGACGUGACUGGCUUAUCUUGGUAUUAUGCCGAACACUAAUUGACGUCACGACUCUAUUUAAGUAAUCUUUUCGAGUCGAAAAGAUUACUCGACUCCUAACCCAAGCCGCAAAAGUCUGGAAGUUGAAACCUCUUUUAAAGUCAAACACAGCCCUGCUGACAGGAGCGACGAACUGUCAGUAAUCAAGAAAUUUUCGGGACUGCCUACUGCUCGUACGGUACGCGUUUCAUCUCCAAACUAGACUGAAUAAUGGCUGGGAUGGACAAAAAAAAAUCCCAGCGAACAUACGGUGCGUGACCAAUCUCAUGAAAUGUUGGCCAAAACUCUGGAAUGCGUUUCCGAUUAGGAAGAAUAACUUAAAUAGGGUUGCUAUACUGAUUAUCAUGCAGCAUAACCCUAUAACAUUUCAGACUUGCCAGGAUGUCGGCCUUUGAAUGCAUUCCUUCUUGACCUCCCGCAGAAACCACACUCGGCAAAAAUGGCUACUUAAUUUGCAUGCAUUGUUCCUAUUGAUUCUCGAUAAUGUUACGUAUUCAAAUAUAUUUUACAGAAAACAUGCACAAAAAUAAGUUUUAUUUUGCUCAUUUGGUAGGAAAUCACAUUGUCUUCAUAUUUUAUGCCCGAAGAAAGUGUGUAUUAUGGUUUAAAAAAAUUUCCCAAUUCCCGAAUAAUUUUCAGCCUGAUCUGCCAUUACAUCAGCGUUUAGCAAUUUCAGUCUACAAGGUGCAUGCUUUUCGCGUAAGGAAAAGCACAUAUUCCUCUAUGCCUUUAAGGAGAUGUCACAUGGAGUUAAUGAAAUUUUGCAAUGGAUCCGGACUGUGUUGUAUAUUUCAUGAGGAGCAUUGGUAAACGGACAUGUGCGGUCUUGCACGCUUGGACGUCGCACAGUCUUAAAAAACUCAUAAUUGGAAACGUUUUUGAAACCUAAAUACACACUUUCUUCGAACAUAAAAUAUGAAGGCAAUGUGAUUUCCUGCCAAAUGAGCAAAAGAAAACAUAUUUUUGUGAAUGUUUUCCGUAAAAUAUAUUUGAAUUUACAAGAUUAUCGAAAAUCAAUAGGAACAAUGCAUGCUAAUUAUGCAGUCAUUUUUUGCCGAGUAUGGUUUUUGCAGAAGGUCAAAAAGGAAUGCAUUCAAAAGCCGACAUCCUGGUGAGUCCGAAAUGUUAUAGGGUUGUGCUGCUUGAUAAUCAGCAUGGCAACUCAAUUAAAGUACUCCUUCCUAAUCGGAAACGCAUUCCAGAAUUUUGGCUAAAAUUUCACGAGAUCGGUCACGCACUGUAACGUACUUAGCGAGCAUACGCGUGCCUGCUACAAACUCUCAUCAGGCCUGUACAUUUAUAUGGGAACGAAGCACAAACUAAAAGAUAAGAGCAAUCGACUAAGGUUCGUCUUGUCCUACAAACGGAGUAUGUGAAUAGAGGGGGGGCAAGGGAGGUGAGAGGAGGCAGCGCGGUUAGGUAGAGCCGUGUCAGAAGGGGAGGAGGGGGCGGGGACGGGGUGUAGAGACAUGCAUAUUAACGUACUCUGUAACUUCAAUGUUGCUACGACAUAAUGCUCUUUUUUCGUUGUAGCUUCCCGCGAACUGUUGGGGGAGCUGUGGCCUUAGGGCUCGGAUUACUUGGAUUGCCAUUUGCUAUAUCAGCGGCUGCCUUGGAAGACAGUAUCCUGAAACAUCUGAGAAGGCUUAGGACGCGCUUCUCAUAGGGUCGAAACAUUGCUUACCAUCUUUGUCCACUGUUAUAAAGAUGCAAAUUUACCAAAAUCAUUAUGGUUUAAACCUCCUCUGAGGUUAGCGCUGGGAGACUUCGUUCUCAUGAUGUUUUAUACUAAAAUGCAGAAGAAAUUUGAUCAAGUUUGUGGACGAAGAGGCAGAAGUAAACAUCUCGGUAAGACAAAAUUAUAGUUAUUUGUGUUCCAUUAAGAUCAAAUGACAAGUAGCACAUACUGUGGAGUUGGCAGAAAUCACUAUUGUAUGAGUGAGAAUAAUAGAAAUUGCCAAUCACGACCUCGGGUAUGCGCGAUAAUUAGACCCUUGAAUUUUUCUUACGCGCAUAAGUCCCUCCAAAACUGCCAUGUACCUGCGUAGGAGGAAUCUUUUGAACAGUCGCUAACCUGCCGUAAUGGCUGCCUGUGCUAGCUGUAAUCUCUCGUUGCAUCGGUCCAACGGUGCGGACGAACCGUUGCAUUCGUAAAUUGGCUGCUGAUUAUGCUUAAGUAGCCAUAUCUAAUUUAAUGUUAAUGACACUUUGGUGGCGAAAGAGGAGGUAGACUGCGCAGAACGUUAUCAGAUGCCGUUUCAUUAGCCACUACUUGGAGUAAAGACUGUCCAAUGCUAGUUCUGACCUUGACUCUACCUGCGACAUUGUUCACACUCUAGCUAUAAUCAUAGUCAUGACUCUAAACUCAAUCCUAACUAUGACCGAGAUCUUGAGUUUAGCCAUGACAAUCAAAGUCUGACACUUAGCCUAAUGUUGCCGUGAAGUCGUAUUUAAGGGGACCGCGCCCGAUUGAAUUUUGUAUACCCCAUCCAUCGCUCUAUGCUUCCACCUCAAUAACCACAAAUAUGGAAUAUAUGCCUGAGUUCGUGAACAAAAUAAACUAUAGCAUUGAGCACAGUGCCAGGGAGGAGUACAAUACGGAGGUCAUUUCUCGAUCUCGGGGGUGGGGUUGCGUUCUAGAGCACUCAGUCAGUUGUAAAAAUCUGCGAAGUAAAAGCCAUAGGGUUUUAUGAAUCUCUUUUUAUAUUUAAUCUUUCAUGAACCCUCCAAAAUUCUUAUAAACGCUUCUCACGCAGUUUUGCAACAUAAACCCCUUAUCUCCUAUUAGAUAUGUCGUCCCGUGUACACAAUCGACCGAGCAAAUCAGCUAAAGAACCAUGUACCCAAAUUAAAGUAACAUACUGACUGCAGAAAUCGUCAAACCAGCAAAAAAUCCGCUUUACAUAUUUAUUCAUGCAUACAGUAAGUGUUUUAUCUCACGAAAUUUUAAUCGAAAUUCUGAAACGCGUUUUCGUUUCGAAAAGAUUAUUCAGGUAGGGUUGUGAAAUUAAUCCAUGCAGCAUAAUUAUAUGAUAAUUCAGUUACCUCGAGAUACCGGCUUCUGAACGAAUUUCUUUCCGGCUGCAAGCAAAAACAACACUCUGUGAGAAACGAAUACUUGAUUAGCAUGAAUUCUUCUCAUUGGUAUUUGAUGUCCUUGAAAAUCAAAUUAUAUUUCGUGGAAAAAAUGCAUGAAAAUAUUCAUUCUUCAACCCUUUCAGAAUAAAAUUACGUCUUUUUUAAAUCAUAUGCUAGAAAAGUGGUACAUUUUGGUUUUCAAAAACUGUUCCGAUUCCCGAAUAAUUUUGAAUUUGAGCUGCCAUUAAAUUUGCAUUCAGGGUUUCCAAGCUACAAACCAUACAUUUUCCACGUACGGAAAACCUAACAUUUCUCUACGGUAUUAAGAAGACAUCAUAUGGAGUUCAUAAAAUUUAGUAGUGUAUAUGGGCCAUACUGUAAACAUUACAAGCCACAUUGGUAAAUCCAGAGCCACGUUUCCUGAACGGGCAUUUCACGGUAUUAAAAAAUCCCAUAAUUAGAAACUUUUUAAACCUAAUUAUACCAUUUCUCGACCACAAACCUGGAAAAAGACGUAAUUUUGUACUGAAUAAGUUGAGGAAUGAAUAAUUUAUUACAUUUUCCCAUGAAAUAUAAUUGAUUUUUUUGGGGCAUCAAGAAUCAAUCAGAACAAUUCAUGCUAAUUAAGUAGUCAUUUUUUUACAGAGUGUGGUUUUUGCUUGCAGCCGGAAAGAAAUUCGUUCAAAAAACGGCGUCCUGAGAUAACUGAAUUAUUUUAUAAUUGCGCUUCAUGAGGAUUGAGUUUACAAUCCUACUUAACGCAUCUCAAAAUUUUAGUUAACAUUUCGUAAAUUAACACACAUACUGUAUGUAUGAAUUGGAAGGCAGGCAUCCCAAAAAAAUUUAAUUUGGAAGCAAACGUAUUCUUCGGGAAAAAAUGAGAAGUUUAUUAGAUAAAUUUUCGGCUUUGGUUCGUCAGGUCGUCGUUAGACUUGAGUAAAUGUGCAAAAAAAAUUAACAUUUUAAACAUGCUGAAAACGCAAUGCUUGUUUGGUGUUUGGGCCAGUAGGUGGCGUCGUGUGCGUCAUUGUUUAUUGAUGAGCUCCCUGAUCUUGCAUAUUUCCUUGAGAUUUUUUGCACGCGGUAUUCAACUCAAUGUGUCGACUGAUGCAUGACUUAACGGAAUGCAUGGCUUCAAGAAACUUUUGGCCUUUGUUGGAGAGGUGCACUCCGAUGAUGCGAGUUUUUUCCCAUGUGAGGGUGUCGCCCGUAUCAAGGAUCUGCGUGGUCGUUUGAGACAGGUGAACUGGCCUCUUAACUGCCGGUUGAUGUUCAUGGUUGAGUAUAGAGACUAAUUUUUCCGUUUGGCUACACUAUACAGCAUCGCAGGCAUCGUAAAAGAACUUAAAGUCAACUUCUUUCUUAUCAGGAUAGUAAGUUCUAUCCUUGGGGUGUAAAAGCCCAGUGUGUAAGGUAGUCGUCGGUUUGUGCGCCAGUUUUAUUUGGUGUCUCCCCAAGUGUCUUUCAACGUGUUAAGGCACUAUCCUGAUAUACGGAAAAAUUCGCCAAGUAUUAACUUUGGGCGCUUGAUUGGAACUAUCUAGUUGCUUUGUUAUUAACUCAUGCCGUCCCAUGCAUUAACGUAAGAAAUCUCUAAGGCAGCAAUUCUCGGAAAAUAAUUGAAACAGGUAAUUUAGCUAGACUUGGCAGCUUUUUUCGUCGAAGCAAUGCGGCAGACUCUUGACAGAAGUCUGCUUGCGAGAGACUGGGCAUUUGCUCCCAUAGUGUUGAAUUACUUCUGCAUAAGUUCGUUUGCGGUAACCGAAAAUGCGUAAUGUUCCGUCAGUCAUUCACUGCAUGAGAACCUCAAGAAAAGGGGAGUUUACUGUCAAAUUCCUUUUUAAGCGGCAACUAAAUUCUCGGAAUGGGUGAGUUGGUGGCGUUGUGGAGCGUUUCCAGUGAUAACGACAACAAAUACGUCGUUUACAAAUCGUACCCAAAACCUAGGGUUAACUAAUGCAAAACCUGCCGAUUCCAGUUGUCACCUCGGCAGGAAAGCCAGAUAUAGGUGGUUUCGUUGCAGCCCCUUUUGGUUGUCAAAAUUUUACUUUACCAACAUCACUUCUGCAGGGUCAGUAUGCUGGUCUUAGACCCACCGUUUUUUAAUUUCCAAUAAAGAAAUGCAGAAUCAAAAUCUUCCUGGAAAGCAACACUACGAAAGAUAUUGCCACUCGCGAUUGGUUCAGGCUGAGGUUGGCAUAGAUUACGCUGAGUUCACGGAGAGGGAACAUAUCAGGGAUGCCACGAAGUACAUUACACGGCACGUGCGUACAACGUUUAGAGUAUGUAAUUUAACACUAGUUGGAGAACACCUAAGUAAUAAUGAUUACUUAAUAAAGCACCUAUGUGGUAAUGUCGGCGUAAAGGAAUGAGAUAUUUCUGAAACAAAUUACGGACGAAUAAAUAGAUAUAUACAGGGUUUACAUUUAGGAUAAAGAGUACUGAAUGAUUAGAUGCCUGCUUAUUGGUGUCAUUAAAACAAUGCGGUGGCAGUAAGAAAUGCAGGUAAACAAACAUCAAAAAAUCCCAAAAUGCUUUACAAAAAAACGUAAAAUGAUUAUGAUUUGUGAGCAGCUUAAAGAGACAAAAGUGUCGCUUAUGGAAGAGAAAUAAAGCAAUGUGACAGGACCACCCCUCCAAAGCGAGUAUAUGAGGAUCCAAAACGUUCUUUGUCAAAAGAAAUUCGUAAGCGGAGCAUGACCACUGGCGCCUCCAAGCGGGGUAGUUGCGGUAGUAAUAUUCUAAGGCUAACUGCUGAAAAUUCGUCAAGGCUGCGAAGAAAAGGGAACUGACUGCGUUCCUCGACGGGUCAUUUGAGGUCGAAACGAGGAAAGCACGUUAAAGUCCGCGAAGAACGUCACCGCAGGGAACAAUACCGGUAAAUCCAGCGACCACUUAACAAUACCGGAGUUCGAACAGGUAAAACAUGAAAUAUCUACCCUUAAGUCGAGGAGCACUCUUUCCAAUGACCAGAAUUUGAAGAAUUGGAUAUGGAACAAACAUUAAUGGUCCUAUACCCUCCAAAUAAAUAAGCUUACAAAUUUAAAUAUUGAAUAUCGAUAAUCAAGAGGAUGACCCAAUUCCAAAUAAAAGAUCAUGCGAAGGAAAGGUACAUUUAAAGGCAAAAAACGCAUGUUUGGACGUUGAGCAGAGGUAGUGGAAGGACUAUGGAUGAAGCACAAGUGAUAUAGAUUUAUCCAAUUGAGUUGGGAUGUCGAUACGGAAAAAAUGGGGGUUGGAAUUAGUGCGAAAUAGAGGGUAAGGGCUCGCUUCCAGUCUUCUAACCUACAAAAAUUAGUGAAUUCUACACUUGUUGAAAAAAGAUUAGCCAUCCGCACUUAUGGAUAAAGUUUUAGGUGGAAAAGGAGAGAUAUUUUUUACCUGACAGUACUUGCAUGUCGACUUCUGUGUUAUUUAUUGGAGUGAAUAAUGCAGUUAACCCCUAAUAUAUAAAGCCUUCCACACCGAUAGUGGGUGACCCUUCUCAAAAAAUAGGUCACACUGAUGACUAUCAGAGUAACUCAUGUGGUCCCAUUCACAAUAACCUUGCAAAUAGGAAGAUCGUCUUGGUUGAAAAAAAUCUUACUUGUUGGAACUGCAAUCUGUUAUGAAGAAGACCUUCCCUUUUUGGGGAAAACAGAAAAUGCUAGGUAAAUUGGGUCUUAAAUCCUAAAAGUUACAAUGGGCAAACCAACAACCUGAAAAUGAACCAUUCUGAACAGUCAAAAAAUGAGAGACUGAUAAAAUAAGAAACCCUGCUUCUUUAGAAUUGUUCAAAAAAAUGACUACCCUAACACUCACAGCCAAUUAGUUUACUUGCACUAAUUAAUCGCUGAAAAAAGGGCAUCACAUUGUCUGCACUAAGCAGGGUGUCAGUGAAACAGUUGAACUGGAAUAUAACUAUAAAAUCGUGCUUUUUCCUGCAUACUUUCUUCUAUUUUUAGAUUUUUAUAUAAUGAAAGAGCAUUACCUUUUAUGAAAACAAAUUGGGGCACUAAUUUUUUGAACCUUUAUCUGGGACUGUACAUGAUUUCUUGAUUAAUUGAUAAAUGAAUAUUUAUCAACCAUCAAACCAAUUGACAUGAAUCUGAUCGCUUUUUUUAGUAGAACGUAAGCGUGCUAAUUGCUUCCAGAAUGAAUUUGAAAUCCCCCAUGUAAGGUGUUUUUCUGAAUUACGUCUAGAAGAACUUCUAAAAUAUUUCAGUUCUCAAGAAUGUAAAUUUGUAAGGAUAAUUUGAUAGAGAAUUGUUCAAAAAACAAAACGGCUACUCAAAAAACCCACAGCCCGUAAGUUUACUUGCACUAACUAAUCGCUGAAAAAACUGCAUCACACUGUCUGCACUAAGCAGAGUGUCAGUGAAACAGUUGAACUGGAAUAUAACUAUAAAAUCUUGCUUUUUUCCUGCAUAACGUAUUUCAUUUUUUGAAUUUUAGCAUGAUGAACAAGUAAAACCGUUUUUUAAAAUAGAUGGGACCAUUUUUUUGAACUUUUAUCUCAGACUGUACACGCUUUCUCAAUUAAUUGAUGAAUGAAUAUUUAUCAACCAUCAAACUAACUAACGUGAAUCUGAUCGCUUCUUUUAGUGGAACAUAAGCGUGCCUAUUGUUUCCACCAUGCCUUUGACAUCCUCCACGUGAGUUGUUCCUCGGAAUUUCGUCCAGAAGAACUUCUAAAAAUAUAUUAGUUCUCAAGCAUGUAUAUUUUUAAAGAUAAUUUGGCAAAGAAUGGCUUUGAUAAGAGUAUGAUAGCAACAUUAGAAAACGUUCCGCGGACAGGGAAUGCAUUAACGUGUGCGGUCCAAGAUGAUUUAUAAGCACCAAGAAAAAACGCUCUUUGUUAAAGCUUUAUUGAACGGUGGCCAGACUUUACAUAUCCUCAAUAAUUUUUAUAUCGGCUGCUAAGGUCUCAUUAAAGAGCGCUAUCCUUAAGUAUAGAAUUUUAAUCCUAUUAAUGAAUUUGUUUGCGGUUUUAGCAAGCGAUAUUCCAUGGGCAGGAGAACGGUUCGCCCGCUGGCCUUCCGUCCGUUCUCACGUCUAAAUAUUUUUCGAAAUUGCCCAACCAUGCAGCGACAGAAUAUCGGCGAAACACGCGUGCAUGGGCAUUUGGCUAGUACCUGUGUUGUUACUUUGGUAUCGCACUACCCCAAAGUAUAGUACUAGCUACCUGUCGGCCGUUAAUUAAUAUUACCCGGUUAUCCGCUGUGGCCAAUAGACUUCGGCCCCAAUAUUCAUAGACAGAAUUCUCGGUCUGAGCCUAUAGACCUUGAAUAAAUUGAUCUUCUCCAAGUUCGUUAAACGUCUGAGGAAAUUAGAAAGCGACAAUUGACACGUUGGAAAUAGUGCUCAGAGGCAAAUACCCAUUCAUUUUCAAGAUAUCCGUUUGUACAAAUAACCUGAUCCAAGACUGCGCAGGUUAAACCUCUUUUGGAGUUCUGUUUAAUUAGUGAACUAGUCAACAUAAACGAAUUUAAAGUCGAAUGCAAAAUGUGGCCGCGUAAAUGUUUUCUCAUUUAAUUUCUAGUUUGUAAUGUGCAUGCUGCAGUCCACGAUUUUAAUCAUUUACUGAAACUUUUAAUUUAUAAUUCCAAACGAAGCCACAAGCGACACGUCUGACACCGUCAGACGUUUAUCCUCAGGAGUAAAUGCAUCGUGUUAAAACUUCGAGCGUCAAAAUUGUGUGCGAUAUAUCGGGGCGCGUAAAUCUAUUGGAAAGGAAAUAGAGGUUGACAUAAAAAUGCAAAUAAAUAACGACUGUAUUGUACCAAUACUAGUAACGUUUUACAUUCUUAAGCCCAAUGUAAUGCCGCUUCUAUGGAUUGGUUCAAGUGGGAAUCCGAAGCGUCAGUCGAAUAAAAUUUUUUGUUGCGGCGAUGGCAUCUCCUUCUCACACGCUUACGGAACUCAACUUUUGACCGCUAUUUUUGUUAUUUUCUGUAGAUUGAAUUAUGAGAAGUCGUUAAUGAGGCCUGGUUUUCAACCCUACUACGCAAAGAUGAAUUUCGAUCGUCUUCGAUGAAUUUACAAGCCGAUAAAAAGUUUUAUACUCGAAGGCAGUGGAUCUCAGUUUUACAGAUUAGGUUCAGAAGUUAUCGAAAUAUUUCCAGGCGAGUAUUGACACUGUGACUUCUCAUGAACAUUCUAGUUGACAAACAGUCUUUCUGUGCGUCACAUGGAAAAGAUCGUUUUUCUUUUUUUAGGAGCCAUUACCGUCAUCCGUACGUCCGAUCUUACUGCCUUCAAAGUAAGACAGAGUGACUUUGUACUUACUAAAAACGCUCCCCAAGAAGUAACGCAAAUUGUUCUCAUUAUAAGUUGCAUACGGGGUAGAAAACACACUCAAGCACCGUCAUGUUUGCAUCCAACAUUUCAAAAAAUUCAUGGACUUUAAAAUGAAAUUCUUGGGUACUUGCCUAUAACAAGGGACUGUUGGUGCAAGGAAAGUGUUUUUCUCGGCAGCACUAUUGGAUGGACAUUGACAACAAUUUAAAGCAAUAAAGUAUGUGAUUUCAUGGCCUAAAAGACUGCUCUCUAUUUGAAAGGGUGUGAUUAUAUUAUGUAGUCUCGACUGAAUCAGAUUUCAGGUCUAUGAAUACCGUUUGCAGAGAACGCAAGCAAUUUUCACUUACAUUCACAGUCCGAUUGAAGUGCUUAAGGGAAAAUGAAUAAACUUUAUAGACGGUUCGUUCUCCACCAGGCAGAAUAGCGUUGUCAGGAUGACUGUUCACUACACUCAUUAUGACGCAACUGUGAAAACUGUUCGACCUCGGGGAAAUUCGAUCCCACGACAGGAAGGGGGAGGCUCGAAUACAGCCAACACUCUAGCCACCUGGAGCCCCACAGAGAGUCGUGAGUUUAGUCCAAUUGAGGUCAAGUUACCCAUCCAACCUACUGCAACGUCUGAAAUUCACCUAAUAUGAUAAAAUAAAGCGAGUGCCCAAGCAGGAUUUCCGAAGUAAUCCUUCUAGAAUUCACCAAAUGACUAGUAGACUCACGUGUUCAGACGGAUGUCGAAGUAACUGUAAAUGGAAUGUUGUAGCCGACUGGAGGUCUAGCUGGGUUCGAAGGUCGGGUUGGCGAUUUCUUCGCCGACCCCACUAUUUACUGAGAUGGCAUUCCAUAAGUAUGCGAAUUCGUCUUUAGAUGCGUGGCAAGUUCCAUUGCCAUUUGUUCGGAGUUCGGUGUAUUCUACAGAUGGUACCGGCUAAUGCAUGACCACUGUAUCCUCCGUGUUGAUCGGACAAAGACAAAAUGCCAGUUUUCCACCACAGCCUCCUUGCUUAUGCUACCUAGCAUGCAGUCAUCCCCGAAUAAGGGGUAGUGGGACGAUACGAUGCUAUUUGAGUGAACGUUGCGCAGUAUUUAAAAGGGCAAGUAGUCGAUCAGGGGCCGCCUUAAAAGGAUACUAUUCGAAGGAGGGUCCGUGUCCGGCAGAGCGAUAUGAGCCCACGCAGACGAAGUACAGUACCGCCCUUGAUUUAGGCUGAACAUUGCAAGCCCAGAUGUGGCAUUUUAGACCUUUCUAUUCCAUAUUGCGGACUUGAGGGAAUAAAUCGUGUCGUAAUGUAUUCCGUUUGGUACUCGGACAUAACGGCAAUAUGGGCGGUGGGAAUAUGCAUAGCAAGAGGCCUUGUGCAACCCCUAAACUGUGGAGAAAUGUUUUGCGUUUUACUAAUGAUUUACGUGUAGGGGAUACAGAACAGUAAGUGUACAUCGACAUUUUUAGGUCAGAUGUGGUUAGGUAGCCGCAUCUGAAGUAAACAAAUUCCAGCCACUCGGGACCGGUAGUAAUAGGGGCUUUUACAGGUGGGGCCAGGGAAGGCACAGGCGAGAAGGACAAGUAAUUGCCAGCAUUUUACUAACGAAUUACGUGUGGGAGGUACAGAAAAGUAAGUCUACAUAGACAUUGUUGCAGCAGCGUGUCCUCAGGGGGGUUAAGCUCAAAGAAUGUCAUCUAGUCAGGGGUGUAACUGGAUUCUGAACAAAAACACCACUGAACAGCGCCUACGUAAAUAAAUAUGGUAACAGAAUGGGAUCGAGUGAAAUCCUAACCACAACAGUGAGAGUCACACGCCUACUUGACGUGCUUACAUUGAGUGACCGAUCUCAUAAAAUGUUGGUUGAAAUUCUGAAAUUCGUUUUUGACUAGGAAGGAUUACUAAAGCGCGGUUGCAAAACUGAUUUUCUUGCGGCAUAAUUCUAUAACAGUUCGGUUUUGACAGGACGUCAGCUUUUGAAUGCACUGCUUUUAAAUCUCCCGUAGAAACCGUAUUCUGUAAGAAAUGGCUACUUAAGAGGCAUGCAUUUUUCACAUUGAUUUUCGAUUGCCAUGCAAAUUCUAAUAUAGUUUAUAGAAUCCACGAACAACAAUAUGCUUUCUUUCGGUCGUUUGAUAGAGAAUCACGUCGUCCUUAUAUUUUAUGCUCGAAAAAGGUUUAUAAUUAUGUUUUGAACAAGUUUCUAAUUAUGAGAUUUUUCAAGACCGUGCAAUGUCCAUUCGUACAGCACCGUACCUGUCUAUUUAUCACUGCUCCUCAUGAAACGUACAACAUAGUACGCAUCCAUUGCAAAAUUUUAUAGACCCAUAUAGUAUAUUUUUAAAGGCAUAGAAGAAUAUGUGAUUUUCUUUACACGGAAUAAAUGCGCCUUGUAGACUGAAAUCACUAAGCGCUAAUGCAACGGCUGAUCGUGCUCCAAAUUAUAAGGGAAUAAAAAAACUUCUUAAAAACCCUAAUUAUACGCCCUUUUUGAGUAUAAAUUAUAAAGACGAUGUGGUUUUCCAUCAAAAGACUGAGAAAAAGUAUAUCUUUGCGUGCGGUUUCUAUAAAAUAUAUUUUAAUUUUCAAGACUAUCGGAAAUCAUUGUUAAAAAUGCAUGCUACUUGAGUAGUCAUUUUUUACCGAGUACUGCUUCGACAGAAGAUUAAAAUGUAAAGCAUUCAAAAACUGGCACCUUGCCAAGUCAGAAAUAUACUAGGACUAUGUCCCAUGAUAAUGAAUGCUUCAACCCCACCUAAGUAAGCCUUCCUAAUCGAAAACACAUUUCAGAAUUUCAGGCAACAUUUCAUGAGAUCGGUCACUCACUGUUUAUGCCUAACUCAAUAUGGCCUAUGACGUGCUGAUGAUCCGUAACGACCGUGAAACGGCUGUCAGCGUCUGGCCUGUUGCAUUCCAAGCGAGCUGUAUAAGUAAGAUAUCUUACUUUCUCGUAUGCAAUUAUAUGAAGAGGUAAUUUGCUACCAAAAAAUCAAGCAAUAAAUUUUUUUAUAUAUUCUUUCUAUGAAGUAUAUUUAAACGAAAAAAAUUGAUGGAAAAAUUGGUGGACAUAUUGCUUAAGUAUCCAUUUUUACGGAAAGUGAAUCAUGUUUGCGGCCGAAAAAAGCCUAUUUAAAAGCCAACACUAGGACAUGACUGAAAUAUCCUGGAAGUAUGCUGAACUCUACACAUGGACACAUUGAGCAAGAUGUGUUAUGGCGAUCUACCACACAGUCUGGGUAAAAUGCAUCUGCUCCAACUCAAGAGGUCGAAACCCCUAAUAAGUUUUCGGAACCAAUCAAGCAUUAAUCUGGCGAAAACCUUGACUGAGGGACACUCAAAUGCAGAAUAAAAUAGAUGGAAUUCAACGCAGAAAUGGAAUGGAAACUGUUGAAAUGACAGUAUACACAAAUGUCCAAAACAGCAUCAUUGAGUUGUCUGUCCGUAAAAUAGGACCGAAAUAUAUGCAACUAAUUGUGAAUGUUCUUGCAGGAAAACUGACGCACCUAGGCUUCUUCAUCAAAUCUUGGGAGUAUUAGACAGGAUAGUUUGUGUGUACAACGAUUUCCACAUCCUAUGUUUCCCACUUAAUCAAUGACGAAAUUUUCUACCCUAUAUGAUAGGCAUCUAACUGAGUAAGGUCUCAUCUGCCUAGAAUCAAUAAAGUGUUCUCAGGCGGAACACCUUAUAUUCGAAUUUUAAAAAGCAAAUGUCAUGCAUAACAUGCGUAUUCGACAAGAUAGGUGGAAGCACUGAAAGUCAAAUGGCAUGUAACCGAGAAGACGGAGUUGGAGGAAAACCGUGUAAAAAGUGGCAUGAACGGUGAUCUAGUUGGCAUAUUUGCAGAGCCAGUUGAAACAACAGACUCAGACAGAAAGGUUAACUGAGGACCUAGAUACAAACGAGCACACGUAGGCUGCGAACGCAGAGAGUUCAGAACACAGAAUCGACAAGAAAGAUGGCAGUUGCGACUGCUGUGUCAGACACUGUCAGCGUUGAUAAGGAUUAGCGAUACCACUGCAGUAGGCAAGGGUAUCGCUGGUGAGAUCGACAACCAUCAGAUUUUGAGAGCUGAUCCCAGCGGAUCGACACAAUAUGAAGUUUGAGGACAGGCUACUCGGUGCAUACUGCCCCCGUGUUUUCGAAUGCAACCAAGAGUCGUAGAAGGCAAUGACUUCAUCGCAUCAAUAGUCCAGCAUACAGCGGUCUCCCAAAUGCCCCUUUCUGUAUGCUGUUUUUUAGUCAGGCCUGUCCAGGUUUUCCUUCUGGACGCCAAAUACACGGGCAUGGGGCAUUCAUUAAUGAAUAUGUACAUGGGCAAAUCAUAUGUCAACACAUCGAUUAGAUGUCGCGUAAAAGGCACCAAGGCGGGUUGAGGAAAACCGCGUCUACACAAAUUCAAAACGUAACUUUCUUCCAUCUCUCCCCAGCUGUUUUUCCUACUUCAGAAUUAAUUGAUGUAAAGAUCGCUUUUUGUUGCAGUCUACGUGUAUUUACAUAGUGGGGAGUCAAGUGAAUUUUAUGAACCAGCAAAUUUUGAUCGGAAGAAAGACGGUGUUAGUGAGAUUCGCCUCAGUGGAACCAAGACAGUUGGGGCAGUGAGGUGUGAUUAUAGACGAGGAUGAUUAAAUAUCGAGUACCUCUUUGCAGGUCGAGGGACAAACGACUCAGAUGCCGAAUUAUUUUGUCGAAUGAACACGGCGAUGGUGGCCUUCUGGAUUUCUGAAAAGAACGUUUUGGUUUCCCCUGAUGAGAAUAUUGAUGGUUUACAAUAUAAAACCUAUUGCCAUGUCUUUUUUGUUGUGUAACCGUUACUCCUAGCGACUAUAACAGACUCAGAAAAGGCGGAGGAAGGGAAUUCAGGAACUUUACAGUGAAUGCGCCUUAAUUUGACGGAUUUAGCCUCCAAAAUUACAUGCAUUCAAAACGGUGGAUUCGUGUCAGGCAAUUUAGAAGGCGCGUGAAUUCCUGACCGCAUGAACAUUUGUUUCCGACUUGUGGCGUCAAAUUUCGACAGGAUCAACAGCGACCUUGUGAUCUUAAGUGGAACUUAGCGCAUAUUUGCGAAACAUUGCCAUCUGAUCCCCACGUCCCCUCCUCUGUUUCAAUUGAUCACUUUGCAGUCGCCAACUUUUAAUAUACAGUCUCGUAUGGCCUUCAUGGGGUAUUUUUGUAGCAGAACUAUAUUAAAUAAAUAAGCCUGACGUAAUGAGGCUUUUAAGUCUUUGGGCCUGAAACAGCUACUCGUUUAUGCCACAGAUUAUGCAUCUCAUACCAAAGGUUAAGAGGCCCAGUAAGUAAAUUACGUGGUCUAUUGCUUUAGCCUUUCAGAAGCAAAGACAGGAUCAUCCAAACUGAUUGAAAUGGCAUACAGAGCAGGUAGUAUUGGGACGUGAGUAUUUAGAGAUGGCCUCCUGAAAUCGCAGCCACUGGCCCCAAAGCCAUCCGCGUCAACUUGACUAACAUAGACAGCAUAGUUUCAUGACCCUAGAUGAUAGACUACGACUAGACAUUUUUCAAAGAUGAGGACAAAUGCGUGUGGGGGCUGAAAACGGGAUUAUUACUAGGCCCAAAGCUUAUACCCCGAUAACAAUGCUGUGAGACAUGCAUUGCUGGAGUUCUGUGGUCUGUUUGCUCAUUCAUCUUACCCUUUCGACCCUAUAUCUCUAAUUGUGGAAGGCCGUAUAGAAGAAGGCAGUCGUUGUUGCAGCUUUACUAGGGAUUGCUUCUUGUAAGCUAAUGCUGCCCAUAUUUUGUAUAUGAGGCUUUUCGGCAGACUGGUCUGGAGAAGUUAACAAGUUGCCAUAGAUGGUUUUACAAAUUGCCAGAGCCCUGUGUCAUACGGAAUUUGUCUGGAUAAAAACCCUAGAAUUCGUGUCUGGAAAAUAAGCAGAGAAAGGUAAAGUUACUUUGGUCUAAAAAGCUUCUUGAUAUGCUUAGGGAUUAAAAAGUGAUUAUGAAAACCGGUAAGCAUAAAACCAAUUCCUUUCCUUGAUUUUUGGUUAAAUGUUGUCAGAAAUGAAAAAUUGAAUCCUGACCAAAUCCUUAUUUAUUAUACGGUUUCUUUUGGCACCAAACUACGUUCAGUCCUAUUUCCCAGGCAUAAACAUGUGUGUUUUAGACCUCAGGUGGUGAGCAUUCCGAGCCGAUAUAAAAAAAGGAAGAGGCUCUUCGGAAAAAUGAAAGUGUACUUGUUAUUUGAAGUCACAUAUGUUCGCAGAGAAAAGCAGAAAACGUUGUUGGCCAAAUUAUUGUUGUUGGUAUCCCAAAUCGUUGUCAGACUCUGAAUAAAUGUGCCAAAACAAUUAAUAUUUCAAACUUGCUUGACAAUCAUUACCUGUUUAGUGUUUGCGCCAGUAGGCGGCCACCAUGUGCAUCAUUAUUUUUCGAUAGCUUCUCGUCUCAUCCAUCUUUUCUUGAGAUUUUCAUACAUGAUAUCUACACAUAAUCCACAUGCGGUGCCUGCGAUGCCUUAUAUCGGAACUAAACGCUGCGUGACGUUAUCAACUCAACACUGCCAGGAAUCGUCCCCCCGAUCGACAGAGAAGUUGAUAGCAAACUCCCAUUUCUUGAUGUCCGCGUACACUGAAAAACUGACGGGACGUUUCACACAUCAGUAUACCGCAAAGAAGCUUAUGAGGAAGAUAUACGACAUUACGAGAGCAUUAUGGAGUGUUGUUAAGGUCCUACUUAAUCAGGCAAAGGCACAUUGCUCAGAGAACUAAUGAUACAAAAUAUAACUCAAUUAUUUGUUCAACCAAUUUUCGUAAAAUGCCUACCUUAGAGGUUUUGUGCACCGAUGCUUGAGACAACAGGGGUCAAGAGAGAGAGAUAAGGUGCGAUCAGGCGCCAAAACCUAAAAAACCGGCAAACGCUUCCUUUCAUUAAAAGUAUGUCUGAACUCGUUGAAAGAUACUUGAGAAAGUGCCAGGUAAAAGUGAUGCACAAACCAAUGACUACGCUACGCAAUUAGCUUAUACACCCUAAGGAUGAGGUUAGAUAUUUAAAUAAAAAAAGUCGUCUCUUAGCUUCCCUGCGGCGCCUGCAAUGCACUAUAUUAUGAUCAGACCAGGAAAUCCGCCUCUACACGCCUACAUGAACACCAAUUGGCGGUACCAAUUAUCCCAUAUCGUCGUGUAUACUUUUGAAACUGGGCACACAUUUGAUUGAGAUAAAACGCGCAUUGUUAGUUCAUGCCCAUAUACGAAAGGCCAAGAAUUUCUAGAAGCCAUUCACUCUGAUGAUUCAUGCAUAAACCGGCACAUCCACCCGGACGCCAUAAACAAAAAUCUCAAAAAAGUGGGAAAGGCGAUAGCCUAUCAAGACGUGACGUCAGCACACAGCAUCGACCCAUUCGCAGCACUGACAAAGCAAUAUCAAUUUUGCGGGCCAGAAUAAAUUUUAACUGUGUUUCACGCUUUCUGCGCGUGUGACGACGACCUGGGGCACUAACGUCGAAAAUUUGCGAAAUAACGUUUGUUCAUUUUUCUAAAGGACCCAUUUUUUGUUCGGAUCUAUGUCUGUAUAUGUGCAUGCAUAUAUGAACGGAAGUGCGUAUGAUUACUUUCCUACAAAGGCCUUGUGGGUGUUAACAAAGGGCCCAAGACGCUUUAUUGUGCUACGCACCAAUAGCAAAUGCCAACCAGCGGACAGUGUGUUGACACACCUAGACGCAGGCUGACUCUGCGCUACCCGAAUGCCUCCGGACCGCUUGACUCUACCUUGACACCAGGUCGGGAUUGGCGAGGAAAGAUUGAGUGCGACAGAUGCAGAACAAGUCUACCAUCACUUUCUCCUAAUUCGUAUUUUUGCUUAUUGCCUCAGCCAUUUGUAUGAAAGGCUAGCGUCUUCCCCCUUACUGCAAAUAUUCUUGAAACGUUUGCAGUCUCCCGUAUGUUUGAUUUCAAGAGUGACAGUCAACUAACUUAAACGUGCUAUGAGCUGAUUGGCUAAUACAUUAUGAAAGCACCAAUGAAAACCCCAAUUGUAGAGACCAUCAAACAGCAGUGAAAAGACGUGAGGCAGAUGAACUAUGAUUUUGGCAAGGUGUUUAACACUGUUUAUCAUAAAAACUACCUUUGCCUGCAGUUCAAACACUCGCACUUUCGCAUCUGAGGGAAAAAGCAAGUUGUUUCUCUUCUCUCUGCACUUUCUCAAUUUUAUAAUUUAUAAUUUUUACUGGUGAACAUGUUAUGCAAUCAGGUUUCAGAGGUUUAGUUCUUUGGAAACUUUACCGAUUUUCCCGAGAACAGAAUAUUCAACCGACCGAAAUCACCCUACGUCGUUCCAUUGCAAAGUGUACUAUACAUUUCAUUUAAAGCCAAGAUCAGAUGUGCAUUAUGCAGGUGUAAAGGGCAGCUAAUACGCAUGCAGGAACUUUGGCGGAAUUGAGUCACACAGACAAGCAUUUUAAAAAGUUAGGAAGAGUCUUUUAAUAACUUAUAAGGGUAAUUGAGAGCAAAGACAAGAAAGACUGUGGUGGCCAUCGUCAGCCAGUCAGAUUCCAAACUACUGAUUGAAUGACUCUGUUCUGGGAUCCGAAUUCUUUUGUCUUUCAGCGUUGAUCCAACGCUCUGUCAGCAAGCCAAGAGUGCAACGCCUGUCAUUUGCGGUCGGAAGAUCCUGACAGCGUCAAAUGGUCAGUCAUAGCUCUAAUCACAGUGCGUGCCCGUUAUGCCACGCAUGGGGACCCAAAACUUAAACCCCGUCUGCAGAUAAAGGCAGUAGGUGGACUAACUCAUAAAAUGUCAAUCGAAAUUCCGAAAUGCGUUUUCGUUUCGAAAAGAUAAAUUAAGUAGGGUUGUACAACUUAUCAGUCUGCAGCAUAAUUCUGUAAUAAUUCAGUUACCUCAGGAUGGCGGCUUUCAAACGAACUUCUUUUUAACUGCAUGGAAAAAUUGGCUCUGUAAAAAUGGCUACUUAUCUUGUACGUAUUUUUCUCAUUUAUCUUCAAAGCCCUUAAACAUGAAAUUAUAUUUCAUAGAAAACAUCCAUAAAAAUGGUUAUUCCUUUUACCAUUCGGUAGAAAAUGACGUCUUCUCCCAAUUUUAUACCCAAAAGAAGGGUAUAAUUCGGUUUAAAAAAAUUUUUAAUUGUGAGAUUUUUAAUGCUUGUAAAGUUUACAAUAUGGCUCACAUUCACUGCUUAGUUUUAUGAACCCCAUAUGAUCCCCUCCUAAUACCGUUGAAAAAUGUAUGGACCUCUGUGCGCUGAAAAUAGAGGACUCGUAUUUUAGAAACCCUGAAGGCAAGUGCAACGGCGGGUUAGGUUUAAAAUUAUUCGGGAAUUGGAAAGGUUUUUGAAAACCGAAUAAUACCUUUCUUUCGAGUAUAAACAUGGAAGAAGACGUCAUUUUCUACCGAAUGAGCAAAGAAAAAACUAUUUUACUGGACGUUUUCUAUGAACUUUAGUUGAAAUUUUAAGGUAUCAAAAAUCCAUGAGAAAAAUGCCUACAACAUAAGUAGCCAUUUUUUACAGAGCAAAUUCUUGCAUGCAGCUAAAAAGAAGUUCGUUCGAAAGCUGGCAUUCUGAGGUAACUGCAUUAUUACAGAAUUAUGCUGCAGACUGAUUAGUUUUACAACCCUGCUUUAUUUGUCUUUUCGAAACAAAAACGCAUUUCGGAAUUUCGAUUGACAUCUCAUGAGUUAGCCCACCUACUGUAGCUCCAGUAGUGGGUUAUGACUGACUGACUGAAUAAGCCAGAAAUGUUCAGCUCAGUCCCUCUUAAUAAUACCGAUGUUUAUUCUACAUUAUUAUUAAUCGAUGUGCAGAAGCUCACGAGGCAAACAGAGAGAACAGUUUCCGUACUGUGUUAAGAUCGGUGCACUACCGUACUGCGUCAACCCGCAUCAUACCAAACGCAGCUAAAUCGGUCAACAAUGCGUUAAGCAGCUUUUUUGGACUAAGAAAUAGCCCAUUGAAGCAAACGCUAGUUCUCCCCGUAGAAUUUGCAGGCCCUGUUUACGAACAUAUUGUGCAUUUCAGAUAUCAAGCCCACAACACCACACUAUGUCGGCCCACCUCGCUGCAAUACAGAGGAACAGGAAGAAGAACCUGUAGCGCGAUUUAUUGUGCAGAGUAUUUCUACCCUGAACCAGGCACUGGGCUCACUAACGAAGCAUGCAAACACAAUUUCAGCCAAUUUAAUGUUUAGCGGCGUUUCCAGUAAAAGAACCUGCAAAAUGGUGUAUUUUAAAAACAAAAAGCACUAUUCCUGUACAGAUGUUCGACUUCCACUCAACUUCGAGGUACACUACGUGAGUCAGUCUAUUUUGGCAUACACCGUGUCUGCAAAAAGCGGAUUUGUUUGCAAACAUCAGGAUAACACCGUGACUUAACAGUGUUCUGUAACCUACAGGCGGCCAACGAAAACAUGA
Molecule: messenger RNA, 24280 nt
Organism: Spirometra erinaceieuropaei
Lineage: Eukaryota; Metazoa; Platyhelminthes; Cestoda; Diphyllobothriidea; Diphyllobothriidae
Source: the annotation of a GenBank genome assembly